AUGACGGAUCUGAUACGGCAGAACCACACUACGAAAGAUGGCCACGCAUGUGUUUCGUGGGAUGGUUUUGUUCCCGCAUGGUCGCGCACACUAGAGUGUCAAAGGAUGCGGCCCAUAGAAGGCUCACUGACCAAAAUUCCGGCGUCCAGCCGCCUUGCACCUGUUGGGCACGGCAUGGACAACAGACCGGAGGUGUUGGGUUUGUCAUGGGCUUCCUGCAGGUUGGGCGGCGUUCACGACGCUGCGAGCUAUCCGCCUUCAGAUAUGGAUACCGCCCAAGCUCUGGAGCUACGGGCUGUAAAGAACAUGGACGUUGACAUGCCACCAGCUAGGUUUACAGUAUCACCAAGCUUUUCACAAGCGUGCCACCUUGACAGCGCACUGGUCGAUCUGGCUCCUCCAGCAAUGGACUGUCAAUGCUGCCGAGAAGUCGAGGCAGCAGCUGACUUUUCUGCGACGCUCGUUGACACUGCAAUGGUUCUUCAGAUGGUUGGUGAUUUGGAAGAGGUCACGAAUGCAGCAGACUCUGACUUGCCUGCAGCAAUGGCACGAGCUUUUGGUCCUGAUGGUAUCCAAGCUCUCUUCGGGAGCAGAUCUGCGGAAGGCGUCAGACGCCUGCGAUGCAGUGGUUUCAACCAUGUCUUCAUGCUGGAGUUGGGUGGCAAGCUGGUCAAAUGCAUCAGGCCCCAUGGGGGCGCUGGGGGCCAGUUCAGCGAAGCCUUGGAGGCCAAAAGGCUUAGCCAGUCAAUCCCAAAUCUUGCAAAGGAUCCACAGGUGCUAUUUCCCCAAGCUUUCUUUUUAUUUCGGGAGAAGGCUUCUUCGGCGUUUGUGUGUGAGGUGCUCGUUUUUGAGUACCUUCCGAACUGCCAGUCUGUCGCUGAUGUCUUGAAUCGGUUCGAGCGCACACACCCGUGUGGGUCGCGUCAUCACACCGCCACCUGCCGAGUACACCGCGCAAAUGAUCCGAACGAGGUCAAGUGCGAGCACGCAAAAGCUUUACGGAGCUUAGUGCGGCAGGUAGCAUUACUGGCGAGGCACUUCCAGUCUACGCAUGGUCGCCGGCACGGCGACUUCAAGGCGGACAACGUGCUCAUAGAUGAGCGUGGCCGCCUGUUGCUGGCCGAUUUUCUGAGCCCUUUCUGCAUGUCCUGUGACAAGGAGGAGUUUCUUAGCUCAAUACGGAGUCAACACCCGUCGUCUCAGGAGCUGCGGGCCGCCUUUGACAACGAGUGGCAGGCUGCGCAUGCCAAGGUUUAUCGAUCUCAGGACAUGAUGACCGGUCAAAAUGCGUGGUUGAUUUCCGAGCUGAACGGCUUGAUCGAUGUUUCCAGCCAGCAGUCUAUGUUUGGGCCUCUGCCGGAUCUGCUGCAAAGCAUUUCCACGUGGACACCAUCUUCGGCCAAGUCAACAACAACCCCCAGCUCCUUCUCAUUUACAGGUGUGACCGAUUGGCCUUCGCCUGGUAGCCAAAGCCAAAGCCCGGCAUCUAUGGCUCAGAAGUCGCCGCAGACAGGCAAGGUGCUCUCACCGUUUGGAGAGCUACCCUGUCGGGUUGCAGGUCAAGACUCACAGGCCCGGAGGCGAACAAGCACGUCAUCUGUGGCUUCUCCAGCUGGUGCUACCCUUCUGGCUGAGCCGAAUUUGCUGAUGCAGGCCCGAAGCUUUUUUGCCGAUCCCACAUUCAAGCAGGAAGCGGCCGCUUUUGCAAACUUUCCGGCUUCGCUGUCUUUCGGAGGGAGCUUAGCAUUGCCUCCUGCAGCACCAGCACUUAUCGGCGUAUCUGGCAACCUAGCUCCAAGCUUGGCAGCCAAACAGUUCCCUUUGUUUUCUGAUUCACUGGUCCAGACUUCGCCAUUCUUUCCUCCAUUUGAGGGCUGGCCUCUGCCAGGCACAAAGAUAAACCUGUGA
This is a messenger RNA of Symbiodinium pilosum, 1908 nucleotides long. The record is from the annotation of a GenBank genome assembly. Lineage: Eukaryota; Dinophyceae; Suessiales; Symbiodiniaceae.